Messenger RNA from Tilletiaria anomala UBC 951, 1437 nucleotides. Its product is annotated as putative FBP1-fructose-1,6-bisphosphatase. Gene Ontology annotation, biological process: fructose 6-phosphate metabolic process; fructose metabolic process; gluconeogenesis. Gene Ontology annotation, cellular component: cytosol; cytoplasm. The transcript has 4 exons. The coding region runs from base 62 to 1099 and encodes 345 amino acids. The record is from RefSeq and is a predicted model, not a curated record. NCBI's taxonomy places the organism in Eukaryota, Fungi, Basidiomycota, Exobasidiomycetes, Georgefischeriales, Tilletiariaceae. Gene Ontology annotation, molecular function: fructose 1,6-bisphosphate 1-phosphatase activity.
CUCACAAUCGCUCUCCUCCCACCUCGCUUGCAGUUCCGAUCACCAACAAUUUCCCUCCAAGAUGGUCGACGAUUACCAGCCGCCAGACACGGACAUCAUCACCCUUACUCGCCAUGUCCUGCAGGAAGGUUUUAAUGCUCGCCAGAACUCGGCUGCAAGUGGUGACUUGACGAUCUUGCUCAGCUCGCUGCAAACCACCUGCAAGUUCAUCGAAGCGAAUGUCCGUAAGGCACGAUUGAUCAAUCUCAUUGGAGCAGCGGGCAACCAGAAUGUGCAGGGCGAAGACCAGAAGAAGCUCGAUGUGCUUUCGAACGAAAUCAUGAUCAAUGCGCUGAAAGCGUCGGGAAAGACGGCCGUCCUUGUCUCAGAGGAGAACGACGAAGCGAUCCUGGUGAAAGAUUCGUCUGACUCCAAAGACAAGGUCGGUAAGUACUGCGUCGUCUUUGACCCGCUCGACGGCUCGAGCAACAUUGAUGCCGGUGUCAACAUUGGCACCAUCUUUGGCAUCUACCUCGUCCGCGAUGGGAGCAGUGGCUCAAUCGAGGACGUCCUGCGACCGGGCAAGGACAUGGUCGCUGCAGGCUACUGCAUGUACGGCUCGUCCGCCAACAUGGUCUUGACGACCGGCAAUGGCGUCAAUGGCUUCACGCUUGAUAAUGGAAUCGGAGAAUUCAUCCUCACACACCCAAACAUCCAAAUUCCGUCUCGCGGCAAGAUCUACUCGAUCAACGAGGGAAACAGCUGCUACUAUCACGAACCGGUUCUCAAUUACCUUGAAAGCGUCAAGUUCCCUAAGGGAGAGGGUAAGAAACCUUACUCGGCGAGAUACAUUGGUUCCAUGGUCGCGGACGUUCACCGGACCCUACUCUACGGCGGGAUAUUUGGCUACCCGGAUGACAAGAAAAGCACCACUGGAAAAUUGAGGAUGCUCUACGAGGCUUUCCCCAUGGCUUUCCUUACCGAGCAGGCCGGCGGCAAAGCAACCACAGGCACGCAGAGAAUCCUCGACGUGCAACCCAACUCGAUCCAUCAGCGCUGCCCGGUCUUCCUGGGCUCGAAGGAAGACGUAGAGGACUUGGAGUCUUUCUACAAGGCAUGAACGCGCAGCAUAAGCAUGCGGCGCUUGUCCCCCCCUACAUGUACUGUGAUAUCGAAUGUGAUCUGGUCCAAAAGCUUGUGGUUCCUGCACUUCGCGAGUAGGGCCUUUGGAGAGCACACGAUAUUCAUGACGAGGCGCGCGCCACGGACCUGUACAGUCUGAAGUGAGCGAUGCCAUCCCGCGUACUGUAUGGCCGGGUGCUGAGCUGGGGCUAUUGAGAAGCGACCGAGCAUGGUAAAGGACAAGCUGUCUGCUGGAACAGGCAUGACGGGCGACGACGGGCCAGUAAAUGCAGUGCUGCUUCUUGAACGUGGCUGCAGCACUGCCCGUGGAAGGCA